Messenger RNA from Serinus canaria (Common canary), 1122 nucleotides. RefSeq names its product prohibitin 1 (gene PHB1). The record is from RefSeq and is a predicted model, not a curated record. The transcript has 7 exons. Gene Ontology annotation, biological process: mitochondrion organization. The coding region runs from base 116 to 934 and encodes 272 amino acids. Gene Ontology annotation, cellular component: mitochondrion; membrane. Lineage: Eukaryota; Metazoa; Chordata; Aves; Passeriformes; Fringillidae.
AGGCACGGACCAAUGAGGAUUGCGCGUCUUGGCACGGCGCACAGGCGCACUGGGGGGGGGGGCGGCCGCGGAUUCAUGUGGAGGAGGGCUCUGGAGCGGGGCCUGGAGCGCUGAGAUGGCUGCCAAGGUGUUCGAGAGCAUCGGGAAGCUCGGCCUGGGCUUGGCUGUGGCGGGGGGAGUCGUCAACUCCGCUCUUUACAAUGUGGAUGCAGGGCACAGAGCUGUGAUCUUCGACCGCUUCCGAGGGGUGCAGGACGUGGUGGUGGGCGAGGGCACCCAUUUCCUGAUCCCCUGGGUGCAGAAACCCAUCAUCUUCGACUGCCGCUCGCGGCCCCGCAACGUCCCCGUCAUCACCGGCAGCAAAGACCUGCAGAACGUGAACAUCACGCUGCGGAUCCUGUUCCGGCCCGUGACGGCGCAGCUGCCGCGCAUCUUCACCAGCAUCGGCGAGGACUACGACGAGCGGGUGCUGCCCUCCAUCACCACCGAGAUCCUCAAGUCCGUGGUGGCCCGCUUUGACGCCGGCGAGCUGAUCACGCAGCGGGAGCUGGUGUCCCGGCAGGUCAGCGAGGACCUCACCGAGCGCGCGGCCACCUUCGGCCUCAUCCUGGACGACGUGUCCCUGACACACCUGACCUUUGGCAAGGAGUUCACGGAGGCGGUGGAGAUGAAGCAGGUGGCACAGCAGGAGGCAGAGCGGGCCAGGUUCAUCGUGGAGAAGGCCGAGCAGCAGAAGAAGGCAGCUGUGAUCUCUGCAGAGGGCGACUCCAAGGCUGCAGAGCUGAUUGCCAACUCUCUGGCCACGGCGGGGGACGGGCUGAUCGAGCUGCGCAAGCUGGAGGCGGCCGAGGACAUCGCCUACCAGCUCUCGCGCUCGCGCAACAUCACCUACCUGCCCUCGGGCCAGUCCGUGCUGCUGCAGCUGCCCCAGUGAGCCCCUGCCCUGCCCAGGCUGGGGGGAAACACCAAAAAAAAAAAAAAAAAAAAUAGGGGGGAAAAAGGAAAAAAAAAAUCAUUGGAAUUUCCUCGCGGAGGAAACGGAAAUUUGGAGAGUGGAGGGAUUUUUUUCUUUCUUGGAUGGGGAAUCAAAUAAAAGUGAAUGGUGGCGACACCAGGACUGAG